This is a messenger RNA of Aspergillus saccharolyticus JOP 1030-1, 1099 nucleotides long. RefSeq names its product pyridoxal 5'-phosphate synthase subunit PdxS. The coding region runs from base 19 to 936 and encodes 305 amino acids. Lineage: Eukaryota; Fungi; Ascomycota; Eurotiomycetes; Eurotiales; Aspergillaceae. The transcript is spliced from 3 exons. Gene Ontology annotation, biological process: pyridoxal 5'-phosphate biosynthetic process; amino acid metabolic process; pyridoxine biosynthetic process. Gene Ontology annotation, molecular function: amine-lyase activity. The record is from RefSeq and is a predicted model, not a curated record.
CCUCCAAUUCCUCUCACAAUGACUGCUCAACAGAACGGUGCUACUGACAGCUUUACUGUCAAGGCCGGUUUGGCUCAGAUGUUGAAGGGUGGUGUGAUUAUGGACGUUGUCAAUGCCGAGCAGGCUCGCAUUGCCGAAGAGGCUGGCGCCGCCGCCGUUAUGGCCCUCGAGCGUGUCCCCGCCGACAUUAGAGCACAGGGUGGUGUGGCGCGCAUGUCCGACCCGGGCAUGAUCAAGGAGAUUAUGGAGGCCGUUACCAUUCCUGUGAUGGCUAAGGCCCGUAUUGGCCACUUCGUCGAGUGUCAGAUCCUCGAAGCCAUUGGCGUCGACUACAUUGACGAGUCCGAGGUCCUCACGCCUGCCGACGACGUCUACCACGUUACCAAGCACGGCUUCAAGGUCCCAUUUGUCUGUGGUUGUCGGAACCUGGGUGAAGCUCUCCGUCGUAUUGCCGAGGGCGCUGCCAUGAUCCGCACAAAAGGUGAGGCUGGUACCGGUGACGUUGUGGAGGCUGUCAAGCACAUGCGCACUGUCAAUGCCGACAUUGCUCGCGCUCGCGCCAUCCUGCAGUCCUCUGCGGACCCCGAGCCCGAGCUCCGUGCCUAUGCCCGUCAGCUGGAGGUCCCGUACGAGCUUCUGCGUGAGACCGCCGAGAAGGGCCGUCUUCCCGUGGUCAACUUCGCCGCUGGCGGUGUUGCUACGCCCGCCGAUGCGGCGCUGAUGAUGCAGCUGGGCUGUGACGGUGUCUUCGUUGGGUCUGGUAUCUUCAAGUCCGGUGAUGCCAAGAAGCGCGCCAAGGCCAUUGUCCAGGCUGUGACUCACUACAAGGAUCCUAAGGUCCUGGCUGAGGUGAGCGAGGGUCUGGGUGAGGCCAUGGUCGGUAUCAACGUCGCGCACCUGCCCGAGACCGACAAGCUGGCCAAGCGCGGCUGGUAAGCGGUGUUUGAAUUGGUGCUAUACAUGUCCUGAAGUUCUUCUAUCAUUGCGCGGGCGUUUUGAGAGAUAAAAGCAGGGGCAGCGGGUCAGCUUUUCUUGCAGUAGAUUCUUCUCUUCUUUUUAUCCCAUCCUACCAUUCUCGACAUAUCUUAAACUUUUUUUU